Molecule: messenger RNA, 4203 nt
Organism: Cordyceps militaris CM01
Lineage: Eukaryota; Fungi; Ascomycota; Sordariomycetes; Hypocreales; Cordycipitaceae
Product: SH3 domain protein
Exons: 10
Coding region: 1-4203 (1400 amino acids)
Biological process (GO): cytoskeleton organization; lipid storage
Cellular component (GO): plasma membrane; mitotic actomyosin contractile ring, proximal layer; cytoplasm
Molecular function (GO): phospholipid binding; protein binding
Source: RefSeq, a predicted model, not a curated record
AUGCCUGCGGCCACAACCGAAGCACCAGCCGUUGCGCUGUCUUUUGCCAACAACUUUUGGGGCAAAGAUGAUGCUGGCGUCCAACCUCUCUUGGAUCGUAUGGCGGCAGCCAAGCAAACAAAUGAUGAAUUGAAGUCAUUUUAUACCGCUCGCGCCUCGCUCGAAGACGAAUACUCUAAGAAACUUCUCAAUCUGAGCAAGAAAUCUCUGGGCUCCCAUGAAACUGGCAGCCUGAAAGCCUCGCUCGAUACUCUCCGUGGUGAGGUUGAGAGCAUGGGCAAACAGCAUCAAAGCAUCGCAGCCCAGAUGAAGACUGAGUUAGAAGAGCCGCUGUCUGCGUUUGCAGGUGGCAUGAAGGAACGCCGAAAGAUUGUCCAGAACGUCAUUGAAAAGAUCUUGAAGACAAAGAUUCAACAAACACAACAAGUUAACAAGACGCGAGACAAGUAUGAACAAGAAUGCCUGAAGAUCAAGGGUUAUCUCGCACAGGGCCAUAUGGUUAUGGGCCAAGAAGAGCGCCGCAAUAAAGCCAAGCUCGAGAAGACGCAGAUCAGUCUUGCUGCAUCCAAUACCGAAUAUGAAACCGCGAUCAAAGCCCUCGAAGAGACCACAGUUCGAUGGAACCGAGAAUGGAAGGCUGCGGCGGAUAAGUUCCAGGACUUGGAAGAGGAGCGCCUGGACUUCACGAAAAGCAGCCUGUGGACCUUUGCCAACAUUGCUUCUACUGUAUGUGUCAGUGAUGACUCCUCUUGCGAAAAGAUUCGUCUUUCGCUGGAGAACAUGGAAGUUGAGAAGGACAUUACCUCGUUCAUCUCAGAACAAGGGACUGGUCAAGAGAUUCCGGACGCCCCCAAAUACAUCAACUUUCGCCGGGGCGAUGUUGAUAGCCUGUCUGACGUCUCAGACGACGAUCACUACUCAGUUGCCCAGUUCCCUCGCAGUAUCAACCCUGCCUUCCGGUCCUCAUCGCCACAGCCAUCAACUUUCGAGUCCCAUCAUGAUCCCGCGUCCAAGCUGGCGAAUGAUCUUGCACAUCGGGAGAACCUAAUGCAUCCCGGAAGCAGAGAAACCACAGCCACACCUCAACGUGCUCGAAAUAGCCAGGGAAGACCGUCUUUUGACGAGCAUGAUAACCUGAUGCUUCCCGGAAGCAGAGAAGCCACAGCCACACCUCAACGUGGGCGACACAGCCAGGGAAGACCGUAUGUUGACGAACGUGACAACCCGAUGCACCUUGGAAGCAGAGAAACUAUAGCCACGCCUCAACGUGGGCGCCACAGCCAGGGAAGACCAUCUGUUGACGAACGAGACAGCUUGAUGCAACCCGGAAGCAGAGAGACUACGGUCACCCCGCAACGCGGAUCACUCGGCCAGGGGCGGCCAUCUAUUGAUGAGCAGUUCCGUAGAGCACCCCCCCAGAUGAGUGCCCAGCAAUACGAUAGCAAGCAGCAUGGGCCUUUGGCGGCUGUCCCCCAUGACCCUUAUCCCAUGGAUGGCAUGACGAUGCUGUGCCGUACCGGCCCACCUUCGGAUCUCAGCUCUCAGGUUACGUCUGCCAGGCCAUCUAGCAGAGAUUCGCACAGCGAGUAUUCCAACCCGAACUCGUUCUCCAGCGUCGAGCCCCCUAGCGGUAAGACAUCGCCUAUCAAGCAUGAGCCUGAGCCUGCUGCCAGCCCGGAAAAGCGAGUGUUCAAGAAGAAAAGCGGAUUUUUCCAGAACCACAGCCCCUUUCGCCGCAAGAGCACUAAAGAGGUCAAUCCCGAAACGAACCGCAACACCUGGCAUGCUAGCGCUACCUCUGGAAGCCCACGCAGACCGCCUCUGUACAACCAAGAGGAGCAGACCAGACAUUCUGCAGCAGCAAGGGCUUCGAGCCCUGAGCCCAUUGAUGUCAAUGCCAGCCUUGCACUCGGCGUUGGCCAGAAUAUCCUGCCAGUCUCAACCUCUGACACGCGACGCCGAGGUGGCCAUGCACCCGUAGCCAGCGUUGACGAGACCGAUCCAAUUGCUGCCGCACUUGCCGAACUGAAGGUUGGCGGCAGCAAAGCCGGCUCUGUCCGCAUGUCCGCUGACCGCUAUCACGGCAUUGCAACUCCGGCACCAGGCAUUCACGAUGGCGCAGCAGCUGCCCGUGGCACACCACCAGCAUAUAGCUCUCAGUCACAGGUCUCCCGGCUCGGAGUACCACCACCCGCCGUGACAUCCAAGGCAAUGAAGCAAGCUUCUAAGAAGGUUGCCAGUCAGACGCGAAGCAUAUUUGGUGAAGGCAGCAGAGACAGCGGCAUGUCGCCGAGCUCACGCCCCGGAACCCGUGGUGGUUAUGAUAUGCCACGAGCAGCAUCUCCUGCUCCUACGCGAAGUGUAUCGCCGCAGCCGAGAACAGGGCACGAUCCUCGCUUCCGCUCUGCAUCCCCCAACCCUCGUACACAGCACCAGCGGGGCGGCUCGCAGACGCACACUGACCCAUACAAUCACGCUUCUCCUCAUGGCUCAAUGAGAGGCUCCGUCAGAGGAUCUUCGCCCGCGUCUUAUGUGGACUACGGCGCCGCUCGUCCUCACAGCAGCUAUGGUGGCAGCGAUAUGGCAGUUCAAUUGGCCCCUGUGGGUGGGGACAUGUACGAUUCCAAGCGCGGUAGAGGAGGUGACUCUCACGCCAUGGGCUUGUAUGAAGGUGGCUCCCGCCCUCGUAGCAAGAGUGUUGUCGAUUCCUCUCGCCAAUACACGCCAGACGGCAGGGUUAUCCUUCAUUUUGUUAUCCCAGAGGAGCUUGGAUUUGCCAAGGGGGACAUCCUCGGUGUUCUUCGACACCAGGAUGAUGGUUGGUGGGAGGCGGAGGUACACGGCGGCAAUGGCCGCGUUGGGCUGGAAACACUGCGGGAUGCCGUUCAGACCCUAACGUCCAAGCCGAUGCAGCGGGUGGUCGUCAAUGCGAUCCUGCUCGCGUCGGGAAUAGGCACCCUGCUGGGCCUCGCCGCCAUCUCAUCGGCACUCUUCUUCCAAGCCUACCUGCCGCAUCAGAUCGUGACUGCGCCUGUGUACUUGCAAUAUGGAUCGAGCCCGAACCCGUACGGCAUAGCUCCAUUGGCGGCGUCGCGCAUGAAGGCCCUACAAGACUACGACGUAUCCGUUACAUUUACGAUGCCCCGAUCCCCGGCGAACCUAGACCGCGGCAACUUCAUGGUCAGCCUACACCUAAUUGACUCUCGCGACCAGAAUACUCUUGCAGCUCGCGCCGACGAGUUUGCGAGGAGCCAUGCCGGCUUUGGCCUGAACAAGGUGCUCUUCAGCUCUCGCCGGCCGGCGCUGGUGCCAUACGUGGACCCGCUGGUGUCCGUCACGUCUCGCGUACUGUUGAUGGCAUACCACUUGCUCUCGACGACCUCGCAGCGGUACGCGCUGACGGUGAUGCUAGCCGAACGCGUCUCGUUUGACAGAGAGUCACUGAAGCCAGCUGCCGCGUAUAUAGAGGUGGAAGCUGGACAGGAUAUACAAAUCUACAGCGCGCAAUUGACGCUCACGGCGCAGCUCCGCGGACUACGGUACCUGAUGGUAAACUACUAUGUGCUAACGUACAUCGCCUUCACCCUGCUGUUUUGGUUUUUCGAAGUAUUAUUCAUGAGCGCUGCCUGGUCGGCCUGGAACUCUUUUACUUCCAUGCCUGUUGAUGGGGACAAGCUGCGGCUAAGAGGAUCAGGGGAGGGAGACGCUACCGACUCAGGUGACGACCUCGACGCUGAAGAUGAAGAUGAGGCGGCCACAAGUCGUGUUGUUAAGCAUGAGAGUGCCUCGUUCUUCAAAAAAGAGUCUAUAAUGAAGGGGGAGGAAACACCAGAACGAUCCCUGGCCGAUAUCCCGCUUGCCGGAGGUGAAGCUGACGACGAGGGAGAUUCAGAGGCGGAGGACAGGCAGCGCGAGGCUGUGUCGGGAAUCGGCACGAGCUACAGUAAAGGGGGCGCCGAGACGGUUGCUCUUUGUGCACUCUCCAUUCGGCGCCUAGCUACCGUAGUUGGUCAUUGGCACAGCAUUGAGGAUGAGGCUGGUGGACCCCUCCCCACACCGCAUGAGGGCAUUCCAGAGGUUUCCUUCUGCACAGAUUCGCCAGCCAGCCCGUCCACCACCAACACAGUCCAGAUCGAGUCUGACUGGACGCUCGUGAAGCUUCCCGACUGGUGGCUCCCCACUGCUACCUGGUACACUAGGUAG